AUGUUCAUCGAGUUUUUGUGGUGUUAUGUUGUGGAAGGAAGUGCAGGAGCUUUCAUUUUCAGAUACUACGUUGUUCUGGUACGGGCUCCUUCUAUCAGAAAAAUUAGCGUGAUCCGGCCGAGCGAGUGGUUUAUGAGCAGCCAGGCCGAGAUAAAGGCUCCACCCAGCACUGCCGAUGUUGCAAGUAUAGAAUCCCACUCUCAGCUCAGUUUUGUGGAACAACUGAAGACCGUUAAGAAAUUGCUGAAGUACAUGGUGCCCAUGUUUCUCGUUUAUGUCGCCGAAUAUCUCAUCAAUCAAGGAUUGCUUGAACUUACCGUAUUCGACUGCUCUCAUGGUUACGGUACCAGUCCAGCAAGCCAAUAUCGGUGGUAUCAGGUGAUGUAUCAAAUGGGUGCGUUCAUAUCGCGUUCAUCGCUGAAACUCAUCCAGUUUAACAUGACUUUAAUAGCGUUGAUGCCUUUGCUUCAAUUGAUGAACACGAUUUUCUUGACAUUCAACGCGAUCUACGCAUUUAUUCCACAUUUUGGAAUGGUGUGUGCCAUCAUUCUUUAUGAAGGCCUCAUUGGUGGCGGAUCUUAUGUGAACACAUUUCAUCAUAUUCAUAGGAAGAUUGACCCCUCCAUACGUGAAUUUGCCCUGUCCACCGUAUCAUUGGCGGACACCAUGGGUAUUGUAGUGGCUGCUCUCACUGCAGUUCCAUUACAUAAUGCUAUUUGUGCAAUGCAGUGGUACGGCUAA
This is a messenger RNA of Cooperia oncophora, 741 nucleotides long. NCBI's taxonomy places the organism in Eukaryota, Metazoa, Nematoda, Chromadorea, Rhabditida, Trichostrongylidae. The record is from the annotation of a GenBank genome assembly.